Molecule: messenger RNA, 1300 nt
Organism: Onthophagus taurus
Lineage: Eukaryota; Metazoa; Arthropoda; Insecta; Coleoptera; Scarabaeidae
Gene: PCID2
Product: PCI domain-containing protein 2
Biological process (GO): poly(A)+ mRNA export from nucleus; post-transcriptional tethering of RNA polymerase II gene DNA at nuclear periphery; transcription elongation by RNA polymerase II
Cellular component (GO): transcription export complex 2
Molecular function (GO): double-stranded DNA binding; RNA binding
Source: RefSeq, a predicted model, not a curated record
UCCUGUCAUUUUAUACGCGAUUGUUGUUUGAGGUUAAUAUCAAGAUAAGUUUGGCAAAUUUCUCAAUUUAAUCAAGAAUAAUGACGUUAAUGUCGCUUGCUCAUUAUCUACAAAUAAUCGAUAGAAGCUGGAAAACUCAAGAUGGUUAUAAAAUAGCUAAUUUUAUCUCGUUAAGACACGAUCAUGUGGCAAGUGUUAACCUGCACAUUGAGAACCCGGAGAAUAUGGUUGAAAAAUUCGUUGCGUCUCCUAUGGAUGAGUUAGUAAUGUAUCAUUUGAAAUGUUUGCAUGCGUUAUCACAAAAGAAUCCUCUUGAUGCGUACCAAUAUCAAAGUACGAUGACUCAGAUUUUAACGAAAAUUAUUCAAGCUCAAAAAGAAGAGAACUGGUUUUUGCCUGUUAUGUAUGCCGUUUGUUUAGAUUUGAGGUUAUUAGCGCAAAAGGCUGAAAAAGAAAGAGAAGGAACAACAGAUAAACCUGGAGAAAUUUUAGAGAAAGCCGCUGAAUGUCUUAUGGGGUGUUUUCGAGUUUGUGCAGCCGAUAAUAGAUCAUCAGAAGAAGAUACGAAACGAUUGGGAAUGUUGAAUCUAGUAAAUCAACUCUUUAAGGUUUAUUUUCGUAUUAAUAAGUUACAUUUAUGUAAACCUUUAAUAAGAGCUAUUGAAUCAUCACCAUUUAAAGAAAAUUUCUCACUAAGUCAACAAGUUACUUAUAAAUAUUAUGUUGGUCGUCAAGCCAUGUUUGAUGGAGAUUAUAAAUCAGCUAAUGAAUAUCUAACUUAUGCAUUUGAAAAUUGCCACAAAUCAAGUACAAGAAAUAAGCGAUUAAUUUUAAUUUAUUUAGUCCCUGUUAAAAUGUUAUUGGGAUUUAUUCCAAACCGAGAAGUUCUCGCAAAAUAUGAUGUAAUCCAAUUCUGGGAAUUAGUUGAAGCUGUCACACAAGGAAAUUUAAAAAUGUUUGACGAACUGAUGGAAACACACGAAACAUUCUUUAUUAAAUGUGGAAUUUAUCUGAUUGUCGAUAAAUUGAAGAUUAUUGCAUAUAGGAAUUUAUUUCGGAAGGUUUAUAUGAUUUUGCAAACUCAUCAAAUCCCAGUGGACGCUUUACAAGAAGCUUUAACUUAUUUAGGACAAUCAGAUGUUGAUUUAAAUGAAACUCAAUGUAUUGUAGCUAAUUUAAUAUACGAAGGAAAAAUUAAGGGGUACAUUUCGCAUCAGCAUCGCAAAGUUGUUGUUAGUAAACAAAAUCCGUUUCCUAUGUUAUCUAGUAUGUCUUAAAAUAUAGUUGUUAUUUUGUGAUU